Molecule: messenger RNA, 651 nt
Organism: Alternaria atra
Lineage: Eukaryota; Fungi; Ascomycota; Dothideomycetes; Pleosporales; Pleosporaceae
Exons: 1
Coding region: 1-651 (216 amino acids)
Biological process (GO): maturation of SSU-rRNA from tricistronic rRNA transcript (SSU-rRNA, 5.8S rRNA, LSU-rRNA); ribosomal small subunit assembly; translation
Cellular component (GO): ribosome; mitochondrial small ribosomal subunit
Molecular function (GO): mRNA 5'-UTR binding; small ribosomal subunit rRNA binding; structural constituent of ribosome
Source: RefSeq, a predicted model, not a curated record
AUGGCCAGCAACACACCCUUACGGACGUUCCGGUCGCUCACAUCCGCAAUUCGCGCAUCAUGUCGGCACACGCAACCUCUGCGACCCUUCUCCCACAGCACACGAGAUCUCAAUGCAGCGCCUACCGACCGCAAUAAGCCUCCUUCGUCAAUGGACAGCCUCCUCAGUAACGUAGAUAGCAACUUCCGUAAUGCGGGUCCCGAUCACUUCAAAAACAUGAUACCCAAUGCCGACGGAACCUCUUUCCAGAACCUUGCGCCGCGCGAGUGGGACGAGGAUGACAAGCACAAAUUGCACGUUUACGCCACCAAGCACAACACACAUCUGUGUCUUACGCAGCCAAAUCGCAACCCUUUGAUCUCGGUAUCAUGCGGAAACAUUGGUUUCCGGAAAGCGGGGCGCGGAACAUACGAUGCGGCCUAUCAACUGGCAGCUUUCCUCAUGAACCGGAUCCAGGACAAGGGCUUACUGCCGCAGAUUCAGAAGUUGGAGUUGAUCUACAGAGGGUUUGGGCCAGGCAGGGAGGCAGUCACAAAGGCUAUACUGGGCUCUGAAGGAAAGAGGAUACGGCCGUUGAUUGUCAAACUGGCCGACUCUACAAGGUUGAAGUUUGGUGGUGUAAGAAGCAAGAAGCCAAGGAGACUGGGUUAG